Molecule: messenger RNA, 4688 nt
Organism: Loxodonta africana (African savanna elephant)
Lineage: Eukaryota; Metazoa; Chordata; Mammalia; Proboscidea; Elephantidae
Gene: MIXL1
Product: Mix paired-like homeobox
Exons: 2
Coding region: 1-717 (238 amino acids)
Biological process (GO): endoderm formation; regulation of transcription by RNA polymerase II; endoderm development
Molecular function (GO): RNA polymerase II cis-regulatory region sequence-specific DNA binding; DNA-binding transcription activator activity, RNA polymerase II-specific
Source: RefSeq, a predicted model, not a curated record
AUGGCCGCAGCAGAGUCCAACCAGUUCCAGUUCGGGGAGAGCGCCCCGGUCCCUGGGUUCCGGCCCGCCCCAGCCGGGACCUUCCUGCCGCCCCCGCGCCCCGCAGCCGCCCUGCUCCCCGCGCCGCCCCCGGGCCUCGGCCCGGCGCGCUGCCCCCCGGCAGCGGCGACCUUCGGCGGCUUUCCGUGGAGGGGCCCCGGGCCCGCCGCGCCGCCCCCUGCCGGCCUGGGCCCGCCGGCGCCCCCCACAGGCGCGGCCGUCCCGUCUGCGUCGCAGCGCCGCAAGCGCACGUCGUUCAGCUCCGAGCAGCUGCAGCUGCUAGAGCUCGUCUUCCGCCGGACCAUGUACCCCGACAUCCACCUGCGCGAGCGCCUGGCCGCGCUCACCUUGCUCCCCGAGUCCAGGAUCCAGGUGUGGUUCCAGAACAGGCGAGCCAAGUCACGGCGGCAGAGUGGAAGAUCCUGUCAGUCGUCCGCUGGGCCAGGGCUUUGCCUCAGCCAAUCCGCUCCUGGAACUGAAGCGAAGUGUGUGAAGCCCCAGCUGCCUCUCGAGGUAGAUGUGAACUGCCUGCCCGAUCCCACCAGGGGUGGAGGGGACCUCUCUGACCCUAGCUCCCAAGGCCAGAGUUUUGAAACCUAUUCCCCACUCCCUGAAGACACUGGUUCAAAGCUGGACUUAUGGGAGGAACACAUCUUUUCUGCCUUUGGUAACUCUUGAGGAUUCUGGGAGAAGUCAGGCUAAACUCGGAGCCACGGUGGAUGGCCGGGGAGACCUACGUCAGGACACUGUCCUUUCUAGCUUCCAUGUUAAGGACGCUUUCAUGUCAAGCUUGAUGGUGGUUUUGGCUAUCAUCUCUCACUUUUGAGGGUUCCUCUCCUUUCAGCUCUGAACCUUUCCCCGUGGCUUAGUCUUUCUCAGUGGCACACACCCCCCAGGAGUUCUGGGACUCAUUUUUACCUCUUUAUCUCCACAUCUGCACACUCAGUUCUGGGUGCAGCCCUGUUCCUUCUUGCCAGUCCUGUUCUUUUUUUGGUGGGGGGUGGGGGACAGUUAUUCAGAACUCAUCUGUUUCACAAGGACCUCUCAACUGAAUUGUUUCCCCUGUGUUCCCAUCUUCUCCUAUUCCCUCCAAGGCUCGUUACCUUAAACUGACUUAAACCUACCUCCUUCAACCCACAUCCUAUCACCAAGAUUUAUUACUUUAAAAAAAAAAUUACCGUCACCUUUAUACUUAAUUGUAGGUCCGAUGACUCUCCAUCCAGAUUAUUUCAAGAGCCCCUACCUCUGGCUUCUCAACUAUUCCUUGAAAUUACCUUCUUUAGAAAUCUAGUAGCUUCCAGUUGCUACCAAAUUAUAAAAACCUUUCAGUUAUCUUUCCAGAUAACCAACUGACAUCAUCUUUAGCCUACAGGACCACCGCCCCCCCCCGCCAAAAAAAAAAAACACACAACCCAAACCUGUUGCUGUCAAGUCGAUUCCGACUCAUAGGGACCCUAUAACAUAGAGUAGAACUGUCCCAUAGGUUUCCAAGGAGCUACUGGUGGAUUUGAACUGCUGACCUUUGGGCUAGCAGCCAAGCUCUUAACCACUGAGCCACAAGGGCUCCUUGGACAGUCAUGCAAAUCUUCUCAUGGUCUCCCAUCCACAAUUUGUGCCUCUGUCUCAAAAGCCGCUCCCUUCAGUGUUGGAACGAAAUUACUGCCUUUUCUUUCCAGUCAACACCCUCUUUCUGAAGACCAAAACUCUCUCUAACCAAUCCUGGUUUUGUACGUGUUCCUUCAGCCAUUCCAGCAUUGCUCUUAGCACUUGUUACGGUACUUCUUUGCAACUUUAGUGGAUUAUUCAAUGUUUGUCACCAAUGCUUCAAUGUAAUUCUAUUUAAAUGAAUUAUUUCCUUUAGACAGUGCUUUUCACACCAUUAUUGUUCAGUACAUAUUAUGUGGCCAUGAAAAAAAUUUCUUAAAAGAAUUAAAAAAAAAAAAAGUUUCUGCAAAUGUAGUUUACAGUACAAUCAAUAUUGUAUCAGCAGGCAACUGUGCUGAGAAAUUUAACUUGGUUAAAAGUAUAACUUUGCUUGUUCAAAGUUUAGUAACACAUUUAUGAGUGUUUUGGAUUUGGGAGCUUUCUCUUUCCCAAUUUGUAAAUUUUGAUGUAUGUAAACGAAUGUUCCCAAAUUAAAUGCAUUGAUAUUCUGAAGAUUUUAAACUCCUGAGGGCCAAAGAAAACUGUAUAGGAGGUACCUGGGUAACUGUAGGUACGGUUCCUCUAUAAACUGUGGCUUAGCGUAGGUUUGUGGGACGCCAUGUCUCGGUGGUCAGUAAGAGUCUGAGCUACACUGCAUGCCUUAGACAUUGUAUGUGCCAGCUGCCCUAAUGUUCAGAGAUGUUACUCAAAUGGUUUGCACUUUGCAGAGUAGCAAAUCCACUAUUAAAAGCAACCAGGAGAACAUAGGUCAGGCUUUACUAGCAAAGUGGACUUCGGAACCCUUUGAAAACUGAAACCCAAAAUGAGAUAAUAAAUAUUAGCUAAUAUCAUUUUAAGUGAUUACUAUGAGUCACACAUUGUGCUUGGGACCUGUCAUGGGGGUGGCCAGGAGGUCUCACAAUCACAGCGAGCUUCAGAGAUCUGUGACAUGGCCCAACAAAAUGAUGCAAAUGCAUUCACAAGGCUGAAAAACGUGCAUCAUAAAACUUAUAAUUGCCUAAAAGUCACAUUUAAAAAUCUUACAGCUUAUGAAUUGUACUACUGCAUUUACAUUGUUAAAUUCUAUUUUUCCAAGUGAACAAUUAAAAAAUAGAAAUAUUUAAAUCUUGUCAUAUUUUUAAUUUUGAAAACUGGGAUUUUCUAAAAUCAGAAGUGGCCCGUACCUCUCUCAAUUUCUAUGGGUCCCUCACUGGUAAAUGUUACAGGCAUCAUCUCUUUAAUCCUCACAAUUACCAUGUAAGGUAGGGACUAUUAUUUGCAUAUUAGAGAUGAAGAAACUUAAUUUAAGUAGCUGACCCACAAUCACAGAGCUAGUUAAGUAGCAUGGCCAGGACCCAAACCUAGGACUAGCUCAGCCCACACAUGUAUCUACCAUCAGAUAGUAGCUGGACUGGCUUUUUUAUAGUCAGAACUAGUAAUAAAGAAAUAUGAUGGGUUUAGAACAACCCCAAAUCAGAUUUCUACAUCUAAAUGAGUACCGUUUCAUCUUUCAAAUCAAUCAUCAUGGAAGCUCUUACUCUCAUUCCAAUGACACUAACAUUGUUUACCACUCUUUACACCAAUAUUUAUUUGGUGCCCAUGAACACAGGGCCUGGGAAUAAAAUGGGGGAGCAAAAACAAACAGGACCUUUCCUCAUGGAGGAAGGAGCCCAGAAUGGAGACAAAAGAUCACUCCAAGACAUGUAAAAUUGCAAAUGUGACAAAUGCUAGAAGGAGACAUUGUAAUGGAUGUGGAUGUUGAGGAAAGUUACAGCUCAGGAGUCCCCAAGAUGAAGAGGGUAGGAAACAGCACUGCAUGUGUGAAGGCCCUGCGGAGUAAGGAGCAGGAUGGUGAAGCAGGAUGGUGAAACAGGUUGGGGAGGCCAGACCAGCAUGGCUUUGUAGGCCAGGUAAAGGAGUUCUGAAAUUGUCCUGAGCCCUAAAUGACUUGAAAGGCUUUAGAUGAGGGGAUAAACACCCCCUCCCCCCAAAAAAUCCCCAAACAAACCUUUCUUCUGCAUUUCACAGCACUGGUUAUUAUAUUUGUUUUCCUUAUAAAAAUCUUUUUACUUUACAAGUUGUGUACUGUUGGAUUUUAACCAGUAAUCUAGUUUUUUGUGCAAUUUUGCAUUUUAAGGAGAUGAGUCUUCUGCAGGGUGGAAGAUACAUUUGAGGAGGGGUGAGUGGAAGCAGGGAGACAGGUUGAGAGAUGGCUGCAGUGGUCUAGGCUAGGAUGACGGUAACUGGGCAAGAGUAGUGGGCUCAUGGAGAUGGAGGGAAGUACAGGGAUUCAAGAGAAAACAUUUACUAGGCUAAUCUUUUGUAGAUCCUCAAUGGUAGUAAGUGAAUCUGAAUUUUGGAACUAGGUUAAAGAAUUCGGAACCAAAUCUAUAUAAAUGAAAAGCAGGUGGUAUGCUUGCCUGUUGGUUCAGCCUGGCUUUGAUAGCUUUCCUUUCAGAAAUGUGUUCAGCGGUAGCAGCAUCAUUCAAGCCAAUGUAUAUAAAAAAAAAUGUAUAGCUGAUCCCAAAUGACUACUUUGAACUAUACAGACUUCUUCCCUAAACAGAAAUAAAAUUUAAAUACAUUUUUCAGCACAGUCCUUGCUGCCAACACAAGAUGGCACUGAAAGGCAUGAACAAUGCUUAAUUUAAUUAACUAUGUAUAAAACAAGGUGCUAUUUGAGACUUAACAAAUGUAAAAGAAAAACAUUUUGAAAUACUUGCUUAAUUCUAGACAAAUAUAUUAAAAUCAGCCUUUUACUUGUUCUUUACUAAGCCACACUUACUUGCUUAGUGUGAUUCACUCACAGAUGGGAAAAAACUCCAAUAAUAUUGGAUGGUGCCAUACUUCAAAAUGACUGUAAUGAAUCUGUAUUGUUUUCCCUAAAAAUAAAAUUUAGUGGAAAACCAUUCUUCAAAACUCUUUUUAUAUAGGCGGAAUACUUACCAACUUGUUGUACUAAUUAAAUGAGAAUUUAGAUAUUAAUUUUCAUAGAUCAAUUUAUU